Messenger RNA from Erythranthe guttata (spotted monkey flower), 1756 nucleotides. RefSeq names its product UDP-glycosyltransferase 92A1. Lineage: Eukaryota; Viridiplantae; Streptophyta; Magnoliopsida; Lamiales; Phrymaceae. The record is from RefSeq and is a predicted model, not a curated record. Gene Ontology annotation, molecular function: UDP-glucosyltransferase activity.
AAAAAACACAGAGCGGUGGCCAAAGCAAAACCGUCCAAUCAACUAGGAGUACACAUUUUAUUGUCUUUAUAUAUUAAAUAAAUAAAAAGCAAAAUAAAAUAAAAUAAAAAACACACACACACACACUGAAAACAAAGAAAAAACACAGAGCAAAAAUGGCGGACAAAGAAGAGCAGCACCACCAGCACCACAUAGUGAUGCUGCCGUUCAUGGCACAAGGCCACCUAAUCCCAUUCCUAGCACUAGCCAACCAAAUCCACCGCCGAUUCGGCUUCACAAUCACCAUCGCCACCACCCCACUCAACGUCCGCCACCUCGCCGCCGCCGUAGCCAAAAACCCUACACCAAGCUCCGGCAUCCACUUAUUCGAGCUCCCGCUCAACACCUCCGACCACGGCCUCCCGCCAAACGCCGAGAACACAGAAUCCCUCCCCUUAAACCUGGUCGUUAACCUCUUCCACUCCUCAACCUCCCUCGAACCACCGUUCCGUGCCCUUAUUCAGAACAUCACCGCCGAUCAAAACGGCCGCCCUCCCCUCUGCAUUAUCUCCGACGUCUUCAUGGGCUGGGCCAACGCCGUCGCCGAAUCCUUCGGCACCGUCAACGUGACCUUCUCCACCGGCGGCGCGUACGGCACCGCCGCAUACGUAUCCCUAUGGCAGCACCUCCCCCACCGCCGCCGUACUGCCGACGACGAGUUCAACCUCCCUGGAUUCCCCGACUCCUGCGUCUUCCAUAUCACUCAGCUCCACUCUUUCCUCAGGGCUGCAGACGGAACAGAUUCCUGGUCCAGAUUCUUCCAGCCACAGAUCGAAAACUCCAUGAAUUCCUUCGGCUGGUUGUGCAACACCGCCGAGGAAAUCGAACCCUUGGGAUUAAACAUCCUCAAGAACUACACUAACCUCCCCGUGUGGUGCAUUGGACCACUCCUCCCACCAAGAAUGUUGAAUUCAAACCCGACCGAACGUUUAAUCGGUCAACACACGGGUCGAAAACCCGGAGUUUCAGCCGAAAAAUGCCUCGAAUGGCUCGAUUCCCGCUCCGAAAGAUCGGUUCUUUACAUAUCCUUCGGCUCACAAAACACAAUUACCCCAUCUCAAAUGAUGGCACUAGCAAUGGGGUUGGAGGAAAGUAAAAAGCCAUUCAUUUGGGUGAUCAGGCCGCCCUUCGGCUUCGACCUGAAAGGCGAGUUCAAAUCCGAAGAGUGGCUGCCGAUCGGGUUCGAACAGAGGGUCGCCGACGUGGCGCUGGUGGUCCACGGGUGGGCCCCGCAGCUAGAGAUCCUAUGCCACAAAUCUACAGGGGCGUUCUUGACCCACUGCGGGUGGAAUUCGACGGCGGAGAGUUUGAGCCAGGGUGUGCCGAUGAUAGGGUGGCCGCUGGCGGCAGAGCAAGGGUACAAUGCGAAAAUGCUGGUGGAGGAAAUGGGAGUGUGCGUGGAGUUGACGAGAGGGCUUGCGGGUGUUGUAAGUAGGGAGAAGGUGAAGAGUGUGAUUGAGAGUGUUAUGGAUGGAGGAGAUAAAGCAGAGGAGAUGAAGAAGAAAGCAGGUGAAAUUGGAGAGUUGAUGAAAUUGGCUUUGAGUGAUGGAGUAGGAUCUUCACAUAGAGCAAUGGAUAAGUUUGUUUCUGCUCUUCUCUCACACAAACAAGAAACUGCAUGAUUGGCUCUGUGUAGAGUUUUCAUUGUGUAAUUGUAUAUCCAUAUAAUAUAUUGGAUAAAGUGCACCGAGGAUAAUAUAAUCAAACUAUUUACUUA